Messenger RNA from Oldenlandia corymbosa var. corymbosa, 1641 nucleotides. The record is from the annotation of a GenBank genome assembly. NCBI's taxonomy places the organism in Eukaryota, Viridiplantae, Streptophyta, Magnoliopsida, Gentianales, Rubiaceae.
AUGGGAUUUCUGUCAGCAAGAAUCAGCAAAGAGUUAAUCUUUUUCUUACUGUGCAGUCUCUUUGCCAUUUCUGCUGCUCAAAAACUCAAAACAUUCAAUAAACGGUAUGGCUCCUUCGAUUCAAGUGACAUGGAUGUUACCAACGGAGCCCUCCUGAAGGAAAGAGAUGCCGGAAUCAACAAUCAAGCCCUUCAACUCACCCCAGAUAGUCUUCAACAAGGGUUCAUUAAAACAAACAAAUCAGGUAGAAUGCUUCUGAGACAGCGUUUUAAACUCUGGGAUGGGGAUGGAGAUGAGAAGAUCCCAGCAAAUGACACCAGGAGGGUGGCCUCUUUCAAUACAUCCUUUCUUAUCAAUAUUUCUCCAGUUGAUAACGCAACAGGGGAAGGCCUUACUUUCUUGAUUGCUCCAUCCCUAAAUUCAACCCCGCCUUCCAGUUAUGGUCAGUAUCUUGGCCUAACAAAUGCUACAACUGAUGGGCAAAGCAGCAACAAAAUUGUUGCUAUUGAGCUUGAUACAUUCAAGCAACCAUUUGAUCCAGAUAACAAUCAUAUAGGCCUUGAUAUCAAUGGGGUCAACUCUAAAAAGGUGGAAUCUUUAGCACUUCAUAACAUCACACUUGCUCCCUUAGAUGAAGUGAGAUUUCACAAUGUUUGGGUGGAUUAUGAUGGGAUUAACAAGGUCAUUGAUGUUUACAUUGCACGACAACAAAGUCAGAACGGUCCUACGCCUCCUAAGCCUGAUUUGCCCAUAAUCACAUACCCUCUUAACCUGAGGGAUGUCCUGAAUCAGUAUUCAUAUUUUGGGUUCUCUGGUUCAACUGGGAAUACUGCAGAGCUCAAUUGUGUUCUGCGCUGGAAUUUGACUGUUGAGCAUUUCCCAGAUGAAAAAGGUCACGUCUUGACCAUCGUUCUUGCAGUUGUAGUGCCAGCUCUUGUGUUGAUCUUGUUAGGAGCUGCGGGAUUGGUAUAUUAUGUCCGGAGGAAGAAUAUGGGAAGGUCCAGUUCAAACAUUCUUGGUGCACUCAAGAGCUUGCCUGGAAGUCCAAGGGAGUUUGAAUACAAGGAAUUGAAGAGGGCUACCAGCAAUUUCGAUGAAAAACACAAGCUUGGACAAGGGGGUUAUGGAGUUGUGCAUAGAGGGUUCUUGCCAAAGGACAAUUUGGAGAUUGCUGUCAAGUGUUUUUUGAGGGAGAGCAUCAAGGGAGAAGAUGAUUUUCUCGCUGAGCUUACUAUUAUUAAUCGUCUUCGCCAUAAGCAUCUUGUUAAAUUGCUUGACUGGGUUUGGUUCUUGCAUCGCGAUGGCCUCCUACUUCAAGCCGUUGACAUGAGGUUAGGGGAAGACUACAUUGCUGAAGAAGCCGAGAGACUUUUGCUAUUAGCGCUGGCUUGUUCACAUCCUAUAGCAAGUGAAAGACCCAAAACACAAGCUGUUUUACAAAUUAUAACGGGAGCGGUUCCACCGCCACAGGUGCCACCUUUCAAGCCAGCAUUUGUAUGGCCUGCAAUGUUGCCAUUAGAUAUAGAAUCUAGCUUCACAGACACAGGUUCCAUUACAACUUCACAGUACAAUUCAGGAUGGAGUCAGCAAUGCCUCAGUAGGGAAAGCCAUGCAGACUAUACAGACCAUUCCUUGGUGUAG